This is a messenger RNA of Acanthosepion pharaonis, 1539 nucleotides long. The record is from the annotation of a GenBank genome assembly. NCBI's taxonomy places the organism in Eukaryota, Metazoa, Mollusca, Cephalopoda, Sepiida, Sepiidae.
AUGAACAGCGUGUCGAAGAAGGAGGCGGCCAGUCCUCAGGAUUCCUCUUUAGUUGACCCUCAUGCCGAAGUACGCAAACUUCAAGAGCUUGUGAAGAAGCUCGAACUUCAGAACGAGCUUCUUAGGAGUAAACAGAAGCUCAACAAUGGAGAUGUGGACAGUAAGAUCAGCCACAAUGGAUCGGCGAGCAUUAAUAACCAUCAAAACCAGAAUAACAGCUGCAAUAAUAACAAUAAUAAUGUCCACCAGGUGUCGGACGACGAUGUUGAUAUAUUGGAUGUAAAUAGUCUUUCGUCUUCUAAGGAUGACGAAUAUUCAUGGUUGUACAGCUCCCCCAAACCCCCAACUGAACGACAAACUCAAGUCAGCCCUGACAUUUGGGUUCGAGAAGAGUUUGAUCAUCCUAAACCAGAAGUGCAGCUAGCCAGAAAAUCCUUAGUCCUCAAAUUAGAAGAAGUUGCAAGAUUAUCUAAAACAUCACCCACUUUAUCUGGGUCUUAUCCUUUGGGAAAUCAUGUGACCUCAAACAAACCUCGAUUGGGUAUUUCUGAACUGGGCAGUGGCAACGGUAGCAGUACAUCAUCACCAGUGCCAAGCAUCAAACAACCAUUAUUAUCUACAUUAGCCAUUCAUAGAUCAGCAUUUGUACAUAAAGGAACACGUGUAGAUACCAAUACAUUUACUCGACCAAAAAAGAAUAAAGAUCGUCUUCGACUGAUUCCUGCUGAGAGUUGUGCAUCCAAUAAAGAUGCAGAAUCACAAAGCCAAGCACUCAAUCGUAUUCCAGAUGUUUCAGACAUCCAGAACAUGGCUAAGCUACAAGAAGAAAGUUUACGGCAAAGUAUAUCACCUCUGUCAUCUCCAAGAAAAGCAUACCGGCCAAGGCAAAUUCCACAGCCAAGUUCAGCUGCUGUCAGUGACUCUGAACCCAGCACCACAGUGUCUCCUGUCGGUUCAAACCGAUCUAGUCCUGGACGUUAUGACGAAGGUCUUUCAUGCUCUCGACGGAACAGCCACAGUGUGACCUCCAACAGUUCUGAACCAAAUAGUCCACCUGACAGUCCGUUUGGCAGUCAAGGACAAAUAAACUGUGUCAAUAGCCAGGGACAUGAUGAUUUACGUCGAAGUCUACCAAAUGUUUCUAAAUUAGUGACCCCUUCACCUGCACUCCACUCAAGUGAUUCAAGCCUUGAUACUUGUAGUGAUGACAUGUUAUUUAUAGCUGGAGGAACUCCUGAGUCGGCUUCUCGACCCCCAUCUCGGCUGCAGCAACCAGGCCGUCCAAAUUCACCAUCAGUGAGCCACCUGAAACAGCCACUGAAUAUGAGAAGAGGUUCUUCUCCAAUUAGAAGCAACCUUCCACACCCAGCCACUGCCCCUCGCAGGUCAAUACCCAGGCCAGGAACAGUAUCUCCAAGAACAAGCUUACCCACUCCCAAAAGAUCUGGAAUCCCUUUCAAACCGUUGGAGCGUCCAUCUGCUCCAGCCCCUGCUCAGGCAGUAAGUGCAGAUGACAGCUGGAAAGAAGGUUGCUUUUGA